Messenger RNA from Cladophialophora psammophila CBS 110553, 1572 nucleotides. RefSeq lists its product as uncharacterized. NCBI's taxonomy places the organism in Eukaryota, Fungi, Ascomycota, Eurotiomycetes, Chaetothyriales, Herpotrichiellaceae. The coding region runs from base 1 to 1572 and encodes 523 amino acids. The transcript is spliced from 6 exons. Gene Ontology annotation, cellular component: nucleus. Gene Ontology annotation, molecular function: 23S rRNA (adenine(1618)-N(6))-methyltransferase activity. Gene Ontology annotation, biological process: rRNA base methylation. The record is from RefSeq and is a predicted model, not a curated record.
AUGCCAGCCCCCGAUAAUAUCUACGAGAACGAUGUGGACUUCACAACUCUGGCACUGCAAUAUCCCGACUUUGCAAAAAGACUGAAACCCAACCGACAACUCGACUUCUCCGACCCAGAGAGCGUCAGACAAUUAACCAAAUGCCUCCUCCAUCGAGACUUCGAUCUCAAUAUCGACUUGCCCGAAGACAGGUUGUGCCCGCCUGUCCCGAACCGAUUCAAUUAUAUUCUCUUCAUCCAGCGUCUGCUGGACAGCACCUCUCCCUCUUUCCAUCAAGGUUUCGAUCCCGACAGGCAGGUGAUUGGACUCGACAUCGGCACGGGGGCAUCUGCAAUCUACCCACUCCUCGCUUGUCGGCAACGCCAGCAAUGGCGCUUCCUGGCAACUGAGAUCGAUGAGAAGAACCGCGAGUACGCGCAGAGAAAUAUCCUCGCCAAUAAGCUGCAGGCACGCAUUAGAUUGAUCGAUACGGACGACAAGGGAGACCGGUUGAUCCCUACGGGCCAGCUUCAGAGGUUUGAUCGGAUCGACAUCCUCCUCACCAACCCGCCGUUCUACCCUUCGACGCAAUCGCUCCUGGACUCAGCUCAUCAAAAGUCCCGUCCCCCAAAUUCAAGCUGCACCGGCUCAACGGUGGAAAUGAUCACCCCCGGCGGCGAAAUCGGCUUCGUGUCGAAAAUCAUAGCCGAAUCGCUCCUCCCCGCGAACAAGAGGAAGAUCCAGUGGUUCAGCGCCAUGCUGGGCAAGUUGUCGAGUGUGGGCGCCGUCGUAGAGCAUCUUCGCGAGAGCGGGAGUGGGAACUACACCGUGGCCGAGUUCGUCCAGGGACAGAGGACGAGGAGGUGGUGUGUCGCGUGGAGCUGGAUGGGCUACAGACCCGCCAACAACGUGGCGAGGUCAGUGGGCAGCGGGAGCGGCGUCGAGAGGAAGCUCUUACCCGCCAUCACGGAGAUGGAGUUUGAGCUGCCUGCUGGCGGCAGCGGAGGUGGUGAUGGUCUAGGCAGCGUGCUAGACAAGGUCUGCUCCCAGAUCCAGAGCCUGGACGGCGAAGGCGUGCGCUGGAAGGUCGAUCGCGCCAGGGGGUUCGGUAUAUUCAUGUCCAGACACGGAGACGUAUGGAGUCGCAAGGCGAGAAGGCGGAAAAGAGCCGAAUCCGAACGUGAAUCGGGACACGAACACGACACCGACUCGUCCGAGGAAGAACCCGAGCCCGAACCCGCUCUCGUCGUGAGAAUCUCCAUCACUCCUUCCCCUGGAUCUGCUGCUGGUGGUCCUGCCCCUCUAUCUCGCCCUUCUCAACGCCCUCAUCCCCUUUCCACCAGCGGCGUCAGACCAAGCAGCACGCGCCCCAGCACCGCAUCCAAGACCCGAGCCAGCACUGGACCCAGUCCCGGAACAACUGAUCCCGACGUGGACAUGGACAUGGACAUUCACGAGCACGCCCACGCGCGCGUUUAUAUCCACAUGCGCCACCUCCAAGGCCAAAACCUGGUCCUCUUCGAGAGUUUCUGCGGCUGGCUCAAGCGGAGAGUCGCGUCGCCAGCCCCGGUCCCGGUCUCGGCCCGGCGGUAG